Molecule: messenger RNA, 5931 nt
Organism: Anopheles funestus (African malaria mosquito)
Lineage: Eukaryota; Metazoa; Arthropoda; Insecta; Diptera; Culicidae
Product: mucin-12
Exons: 5
Coding region: 331-5751 (1806 amino acids)
Source: RefSeq, a predicted model, not a curated record
UUUUGUUUGUCGGGAAACGUUCCACCAAAUAAAAGUGCAAGUGUUUGACAGCUGUUUGCUGGUAGCGUAGUGUGAUUGUACGUAUUCGUUUUUUUUUUGUUAUAACGAAACACACGGGAAAAAGUAAUAACCUUGUGUUGCGGUAUUUUAAUAGCGAAAGUUCAGAACAAAUUCACUUCAAAUUAGCGUUAAUUUGAAGCUCUCGUUCGACGGAUGUUUGAUUAACAAGUGCACGCAGUGUGUUAAGUAAAACAUUUCUCCCUCUCGGAAAACAGUGAGAAACUUUUCCAAAUUGAAUCACAAAAGUGGACACAAACCACAACCACAACGAUGAGAGAAAAACGACGAACCUUAGGGCUGACCUUGGGCUCGUGGCGCACGAUCACAUUGGCGGUAGCGCUAGUCGCCAUCGCGAUAUGUCCCUUUGCAUCAGCUGGCGAGAGAUGGUCACGCCAGUUGACGGAAUUCACCGGAGGUCCGGCGACCGGUAAUGAUUGGAUUCCCCUGUCUCGGCCAAUUUCCGAACGCCAGGCUGGUGCACGAGUACUGAACUACUUCGCCGCCCCUCAGCAGACGUUCCUUGGUCCGGACAAUGCGGCACAAGCACAGCAGCAUCAUUUCACCUUCCUGAACCAUCAGUUUCCGCAAUCGAACCGCUUCUUGCUGCAACAACCCGCACCCCAGCAGCACCAACCGGCCCAAGAGCUGCUAGAGCAACCGUUUCACUUGACCAGCUUCCAACGAACCUCACCAUUCGCAGGACAAACGAUACAGCAUCCACCACCACCACCACCACCCCCACAACAACCGAUCGCCUCAACGAACCCUUUCGAACAGCAGUUCCUCUCGAAGUCCCCCAUCUCUGAAGCGCUGAUCCAGGAAGACAAGCAACAGCCGCUACAACAACAGCAGCAACCGUCGAUUCUCGAUCAACCAUUUUCGUACCAGCACAUACGCCAACCAGAACUGGACGCUCAGCCGGCCGGUCCGCAGUCCGGUCCGAGUGGUGGGGCCGUUUCGCAAGAAGAAGUGCAGCUACUCUACGUGCCCGUCGAGACACUGUACAACCAGAAGCAGUCGCAACCACCGCCCGAGAACAAUCGCUUCAAUGCGCUUCCGCAACCGGUUAGCCCAUCGUUGAUAAAUGAUUUCUACACUGCCGGUACGACUACCACGACGCCCAAGCCACCAAGAACGAGUGCCGCUACGUUUGCCCCGCGCUUCACCAGUGCUCCGGAAACGCCGGCUCCAGCGUUAUCCCGCUCAUCCACGUCCACCUUCGGUGGUACAUCAUCCAAACCGAAACCAAAUCAACCACCACUUGCGUUGUUCCUCUACAACGAUGGCCGGCAGAGCAAGCUUUCUACCGGUGACGCACUCGGCGGGCUAAAGAACAUCAACGAGAUCGCGGUGCUGGACGCCUUUGGUAAGAACACGCCGAAAGUCUUCAUCGGACCGUCCGGUUUGGCACCGUCCAAGAGCUACUCCCGAUUCGAUUUGCCAUACCUGUCCAGUGUAGAUCUUACGUCUAACCGUUCCAAUCGCAAGAUCGAAGAUCUUCCAUUCUUCGUGGCACCACUGAGUUACAAAACUCCCAGUGGAUUCUCUAAGAUUGCUCUUCCUCCGCCACACGUUGGCUCGAUAAUCGUGCGCCAGAGCAGCUCCAACAACGGUAAUUCCUUGGAGCAUAACACCUUCUACACGAGACCAACGGCGCCUAGCAAUGUGCAGUAUUACACGCCAUCGACCUUAAAUUUUGCCGACGAUGUCAGUCCAACAAAAGCGUCCGUCACGUUGGGUGCCACGGGAAAGCCGAUCUACGACGCAGAUCACUAUACCUCGCCAACGGGUAAACCCGUUUCAUCAUCAUCCUUGAAUGAUCGCGGAGUUGGGCAAUAUAGCUCGUUUAACGGCCCAAGCUCAAGUCGCCAUCCCAGCGUAAAUGAGGAAUACUUCAACCUUGCCAAGACAAAGAAGCCAACGACAACCGGUACUCCAGCUCCAACCACUCCUAACUACUCGUUCCGAUCUUACGGAAGUACGCGUCAGUUCGAUUUCAAGCCAAUGCCAGAUCAAAAAAUUCCACCAUCGUUCUAUCCGCAAGAAGAAGAAGAUUCUGCAACGACUCUAUUGGCAACAACGACAACGACAGAGCGUCCGACCACAGCUCAAUUGCAGUUUGAAGCGGAACGCAUGAGAACGCAUUUCCGUGAGGAGAACUUCCGAAGUCGCCGUCCGCAUCACCAUCAACCGACGACGCCGGCACCGCUGAGCGAAAGCAAGCCACAGGAACAACAACAGCAGCAGUUUGUGCACAAAUUCAAGCUAGUUGACUCAGUUCGACCAAACAAUGUCAAGUCUUCAGUAGUUGAUCACGGCUUCCUGGAUUUUUUCAACCAUCCUUCACAGCAUCAGACAGACGAGAUGAUCAAGACGACGAUCACCACAAGCCUUCCGGGCAGCGGUGGUGUCGAUCGACAGGUCGUUCGAAACAACUACUUCACGGCGGCAGCUGCCAUUAACGAGGACACUGGAGCAAACAGGCACAGUAAAUAUGUAAGCACGUACUACAACCCAUCGUCAACCGCUGCCGGAACUACGGCUGGAACGACGACUCCUUCGACAUUUACCACCCAGGACGCAUUCUUCCGCGAUUUCGAUCAUCGUAGUAAGUUUUACGAGCGUGAACCGAAAUAUGAAACGAGCUUCCCGACCACCGUAGGUACCACCGGAACAAGCUACAUCAACAAGUACAAGUACGAGACGGAUUCGUACAAUGAUGCGCCACGCUACUCAGUGGAAGUUAUCACUACCAGCGAACCGACUACGGUUACGGUUGAACCGACCCAAGGCACUACCGAUCAGCAACACUACAGCAUUCCCUCGGAGUUGCCACCGAUCAGCGCCAACCUGCCCGGACUCGUGAAUGCACUGAUGGACGAUCAGUGGUCUCCAAAGACUCCGGACUCUCCGGCGUCAACAGCUGGAAACACACGAGGACCUCAUUUCCGCAAGCAAUUGCACCGUACAACCACUGCUUCUUCGGCAGCUGACUCUUACGCUGCAGAACCCGCAACCACAACUACCAGAAGACCACUUCAGCGGCAACGUCGACCACAUCCUUCGCGUACUACACCUGCACCAGCUUUUAAUGCCGAAACGGGUGAGAACUCGGCUCCAAGCACACGGGCACCGAUCUCACGGUCACGCUCGCGUUACGUACCGAACAAUGAGGAACGCCCGGCAUCACGCGGACGUAACCGCAGUCGCACAACUACCCCACGUGGUCCACGAAAGGAGGAAGAGAACCUUGACUACCAGCGAGACGUGCUGAAACAAAACUACCCUGUCAUUCGUCCACAGGGACAAGGUGCCCCGGCACCAACUACGACACCUCCUUCGACAACGAUCGCUACGACGCCUUCGACCACUCUUAGUUACCAGGAAACGUACGAAGAUCCGUCGGAGCGCCUCAUCUCCACGACCCUGGCUAAUGAGGUCCCGCUAGACUCAGUAGACCCUCAGCAACAGGUGACACGGAAAUACGCCACGUAUUAUAGUGAUCCGACCUACGAACAGGAAACGACCGUAACGACGGUGCUGCCACCACAAACGUCGAGCUACUUCGUUCCUUCGUACAGUACGCGAUCUCAGACGGGCGAUCGCACGGAUGAGGAAGAAUACGUUCGACCUCAGGAAGUGAUUCCUCUGAAUCGUGAUCCGGAACCGAUUCAUUCGGUAAUUCCACUGCGAUCGCAAACCCCCACUUCGGAGGUUUCACCGCAAACUGCUCCACCAGCCAUCCAAUAUCAGCCAGUGACGGAAAGUGAGGAAAAACUCACCACCGCCUAUGGUCAACCGCUUGAGGAUGCGAUGGAAAUUAAAAAGGUGGAGAUCACACCACGACCCCGUCGACCCGGGCUUGUCUCACGUCAACGAGACUCACAACAGAGCUACGCAUCACGCACCACCACGGAACGCACAACGACUGUCCGCACCACAACCCCAGAACCGGCCACGUCUGGAGCGGGUUCACGUACGUCAUCCGGACGCAGACCUGCUUUCGUUCGACGACCGUCGAGACUUUACGCCACUACGACUGUCAGCCCUAUCACAACCGCAGGAUACAGUAACGAACAGCAACAGCAGUCCACGCAAGGAUCAUACACCGUGCGUACGAAGAAUCGUCAAGAUAUCCUGCGAGGACGCACACGCCGACCGACAACGACGACCGAACCAGCGGCAGCAGCAACGACCGCCUCUCCGGAGGCUCCGGUGACACGAGCUUUUGGAAGGGGCAGCAAUUUGCGUCGGAUUUCGCCAACGUUACGCUCCAGACAGGAGCAAACCAUCGCAGCUACCACACAGCAACCGAGCACGGCAGCAUCAUCCAGCAGCGGACCCCGAUUCCGCAUUCGGGAACGUACCCGGUUCAACCUGCAGCCACAGGAAUCGCAGUGGUCCACCAAGCUGAAUCAAAACUCCUUCCAGCCGGUGCUGAAAACCGAAUCGCGUGCCAACGAUCUUGAACAGGAAAAUGUUUCAACCGAACCAGAACCGGAAAUCGUCACUGCCUCCCGAGACAGUGAGAUGUACUUUGUGAAUGUGUCGUCUAAUUAUGGCCAGAAAGGUAGCAACAGCAACCAGGAAGCAAAUGCCGAGGAUAGCACAGAAAACAGUGUUCCCUCAUUUGCCGAUUUGCUGAACGAUGUUAUGAAGGAUUUCAUCGACGAUAACAGCCAGAAGAAACCGGAACGCGACAGUGACGAGAAGGAUCAGGUCAGUAGCGAGGAACAGCGACGGCCUGUUGCCAACUUCCGGAACAAUUUCCUACGCAAGCGCGGCCGCUCGAAGGUGGUUGAUUCGUUUGAAACGGCCGAAUCGCAACACAUUAAUCAGGCGGCACAGGUUUACAAUGGACCAUCGCACUUGGGCGAAUCCCUCAAGAGCAUCGACCAUGUCGGACUUUCGGGUAAAAAUGUACCGCAACAGAUAAACGCGAAAUAUGCCGACGGCCAACGGCAACAGUUUGACGAGCUGGAAAAUACGGCUCAAGAGCAGGCUACCGUAGCCCCCGAGGAGGAACCCAAAGAAACCGAAACGGAAGAAGCAUCGGUCGAGAUCGUAACAGGGUUCGCGGACGUUGGUACCGGUACCACAUCUGCUCCCCCGUCGACCACCACCACCACCAUUAAGCCAACGGAUGAAGUUCCCACACUGGCUAGUUUGGAGCAAACCUCCACGAACCUGCCACAGCAACAGGAUCGUGCCGAAGUGACUACCGAACCGCCAGCCACCGGUGAACCUGUCGUCUACGAUGACGAACCCGCCUUCCUUGUUUCGGAUGAUGAGGAAACAAAAAAAAAGGUUUCGGACGGAAUAUUCGCUGAUGUGAAGAAAACUAUUUCCGAUCUGUACAAAAUGGCCGAACAUGAUUCCGAAACAGAAGAAAUGGUUGAUGGUGGUGAGCCGGAUGAGGUUGAGGAUGAAGAUUUCCAACCAACGGAAGAUCCGCUUUCGCUUGGAGGUGGCAAUGAGGAGCAGUUUGCCUCGACGACCGAUAUUAGUCCGAGCGAAACGCAAUUCGUUCAGGUUACCGCGGAACCACCGACGUUCGUCAAUCCGAUGGGAUCACUUGUUAUACCGACGUCCGUUUCAAACGGUAUCACACACGAAACGGAAAUCUGUUACCGGGGCCGUUGUAUAAAGACGGAAGACGACAAAAGGAAGCGAAAGUUCAAAUUAAACUAAAGGAUUAAUCACGGACGCGUGCCUUUCGCGGGACAGUUCGAAAAACAGUGUGUGUUUAUGCGUGUGUCGAUAGUCUGUACUAAGUGUAGAGUCUUAUUUAUUUUAGUACAUAGCUGAAUAAAGAAUGAUCGAAUCGAAUCCUCCGACAAUCGAUGAUGCGAUGUCGGAAUCUGUUUCUAA